Messenger RNA from Pseudoliparis swirei, 2424 nucleotides. RefSeq names its product septin 4a (gene septin4a). The transcript has 13 exons. Gene Ontology annotation, cellular component: septin complex; cell division site; septin ring. NCBI's taxonomy places the organism in Eukaryota, Metazoa, Chordata, Actinopteri, Perciformes, Liparidae. Gene Ontology annotation, molecular function: GTP binding; GTPase activity; molecular adaptor activity. The record is from RefSeq and is a predicted model, not a curated record. Gene Ontology annotation, biological process: regulation of exocytosis; cytoskeleton-dependent cytokinesis. The coding region runs from base 131 to 1687 and encodes 518 amino acids.
AUUAGUCUGUGCAUGAGUCCGCGGGCACCAGAUGCCUCAUCACAUUCUAUUAGUUCUUCUAUAGUUUGGUCUUUUGGCAUCACUCACAAUUUCCUUCCUCUGCGCCGGGGACCGUUGGAGAAGCCACACCAUGCAGCACUUCUCAUCUCCGGUCAGGUUCCGCAGCAGCAAUAAAGAUGCAACUUUCUCAGAAAAGGAGUUGCCCAGUCGGUCUAUUGAGGACCCGGAGGACACUCGGUUUCCUUACGCCAUGAGAGAUUUGCCUACCGUCUCUCAGCCUGGUGACCAGCAUCAUAAACCAGACCAUCAGGCACCAGUCCACCGGGAGGCAGAGGGAACUGGGACAGCAGCCAACGGCCUCCCCAGGACCCCCGGGACCCCCGCUCUGCCCCGUGCCGUCCUGUGUAACCCGACUGGCUCUCCAACAGCCCCCCAGAGACCAAGUCGCUUGGGGCCAAACACAGAUCUUAAGCCCUUGGCGCUGAGGAGGCCGCUCAUCCCUCAGGACUCGAUGGAUUGUCCAGUCAUCCCCGCGUCACGUCCACACAGCCCCUGGGGACGCUUUGACUCAUAUGAAUCUACAGAGGAUCCGGACAGAGAGUAUGUGGGUUUUGCCACAUUGCCCAACCAGGUUCACAGAAAGACGAUGAAGAAAGGUUUCACGUUUACGCUUCUGGUGGCAGGGGAGUCUGGCCUCGGUAAAUCCACACUAAUCAACAGUCUGUUCCUCACGGACCUCUACAAAGACAGGAAGGUUCCCAAUGCACAAGAACGGAUUGAUCAAACAGUCAACACCAUAAAACACACCAUAAGCAUCGAAGAGAAAGGAAUCAAAGUGAGGCUCACCGUCAUCGACACACCGGGGUUCGGAGACGCUGUCAACAACACAGAAAGCUGGAAUCCAAUAGAAGACUACAUCGACCAGCAGUUUGAACAGUACUUCCGCGAUGAGAGCGGGUUGAACAGAAGCAACAUCCAGGACAACAGAGUCCACUGCUGCCUCUACUUUAUCUCUCCAUUUGGCCACGGUCUUCGGCCUCUGGAUGUGGCGUGUAUGAAGGCUUUGCAUCACAAAGUGAACAUUGUUCCUGUUGUGGCCAAAGCUGACUGCCUGACACAAGCAGAGGUCCACAGAAAGAAGCUGAAGAUCAGAGAGGAGAUUGAUCAGUUUGGGAUCAACAUCUACCAGUUUCCUGAGUGUGAUUCAGAUGAGGACGAUGACUUCAAAAUACAGGACCAGAUCCUCAAGGACAGCGCCCCAUUUGCAGUAAUUGGGAGUAAUGUUCAGGUGGAGAGAAACGGUCGCAAGUUCAGGGGCCGUGUCUAUCCCUGGGGUGCGGUAGAAGUGGAGAACUCGGAUCACUCCGACUUCCUGUUGCUGAGGAACAUGCUGGUGAGGACGCACAUGCAGGACCUGAAAGAUGUGACGGGGGAGACGCACUAUGAAAACUAUAGAGCCCAGUGCAUUCAGAAUAUGACCCACAUGGUGGUGCAGCAGAAGAAAUGCAGUUUGCGCGAGAAGCAUCGAGAGCAGAGCGAGGCCGAUUGUCCUCUGUCGCUGGCUCCCGCUGACCCUCAAAACUCGGAAAGAAUCAUAUUUGAGAAAGACGAAGAGCUGAGGAGAAUGCAGGAGGUGCUGGAAAGGGUCCAGGAGCACAUGCGGCACAGCCAGAGAGGUGGUUUCUAAGGAGGAGGAGACGACCAGCUAGGUGCCCCCAGGAACACAGAGGAGGCCCUGUCUACAAUGCAUGACGAGCAAAAAGAGAUGGAACAAAAGAAGCAACAUUGAGGGCUGGGCUGCCCCUCCCCCCCAAGAAAAACAAGUGAACUUUACGCUCCAACUUUGAAAGUAUAAAGAUGCAGCUUUACGUGGACUUCUGUGCAUGUUGGCUUACCUGCAGCCAGGAGAUGUUCCAGACUUUAGCGGGCCACACUAGCUCACCUUUAUUCCAUUAAUGUAAUUAAUGUGUUCCAGGACUGCAACUUGAGUAGUAACCUUGAUAAGGAUGUGACACCUUAAAAAUGUCAUCUAGUCCAGUGGUUCUCAACCUUUCAGUGAUUUACUCCCUGUGACAUAUUGCUUUCAGCCGAGUACCCCAACCAGUGCAAAGCAUUUGGGGUUGAAAAAAUAGGUGUGAUAAAGUGGUGUACCAUCUAUUUUAUUUCUGAUAUUUAUAACAAAAGGAUUUUUUUAAAAUCACGUACCCCCAGGGGUACACAUACCAUCAUUUGAGAACCACUGAUCUAGGGGUUUUGUAGUGAUGUUGAAGUUGGGUUUUUAAUUUGUAAACAGCAUUUUUCAUGUUUAUUACUUGAGUCAACUAUAUAUUUUUUUAAUCUUUGAAAAGAGAUCUUUAAAGAAAUCUUUCCAACUGCAAUUUGUCUCAAUUUUCACACAAUACCAAUAAAAACAGGAGCAAGAUG